AUGGAGAAUGAGGUGAGGAAGCUCGAUGCAUCAUGCUGGAAUGGUCAAAUUUUCCUGGAUAGUUCUGAAUGGCUUGUGGAGAAUAUCAAGAGUAUUGAUCAGAGUGUAAAAGAAAUGCUGCAGUUGAUCGAAAAUGAUGAAGGUUCUCAGAUGGAGAAUGGUGAUAACAAUAGCAAUUAUCCUAAUAAGCAGCCAGAGUUAAUUGCCCGUAUUAAGGAAAUCUCACACCGCCACCACUUGCUUGCUGAUCACUACAACAAGCUAACGGGAGAACUGAGUAGUCAAAGCAAGUCAGCCAAGAAUAACGAGAAAAAAACAUUCAACCCUCAGCUCACCCCUCCUUUCCUUACUCCUAUGAAUAAACUGAGGAUGCACAAUCUCGAUGGCCAACUAGUUGCUUCGGAUUUAUCUCUAAGUUCGGGCGGAGGAAUUUCGGAUGUAACUCCAAACGAAGGAUCCGAAUCCUCACUGUCAUCAGAUUCGGAUUCGGAGACUUAUUAUGUGUCACCUAACGAGCAUUCGAGUUCGGUUCGUUCUCAGAAGAUGCUGGAGCAUGAAGUAGUGAGUUUGAGAACAGGCUUUGAAAAACAACUGAGUAUUUCAAAUGAGAAAUUGUUGUCUGCAGAAGAGGAAAUUGCUAAAUUGAAGAGGGAACUAGAAAAUAAUGAGAAGGUCAUGGUGAAAUUGGGUGGUCUAGAAGUUGAGCUUCUGGCAGCCAAGAAUCAAAUUAAGCUGCAUGAGGCUGAGACCGAGAGGGAGAAUGGAAGGUCUUUGCUGCUGCAAAUGAAAAUAGUUGAAUUAGAAGGUGAACUUGAGUUUGAGAAAAAGAAAGUUUAUGAAUUGCAGGAGAGUGUAGAAAAGUACACUACAGAGUUGUCGGAUCGUGAUGUUAGGAUACAGGAGCUUAAUGCGGAGCUCGAAAUUGCUUUAGGAAAUUUUGCUUUGGAAAAGUGGCAGCUGGAAGCAUCUAUUUCUAAAUUGUCCGAACGUUUGAAUUUUCUUGAGGCAGAAAAUAAGGAGCUUCGUUUGCAGUGUAAACUAUUAGAUGAUGAGAUCAAGAAACUCCAAGAUGGGAAAAUUGAAAUUGAAAAAGAGCAAGAAGCUUCAAGAAUCAUUUGGCAAGAUAAUAUCGAGUAUGCAAAAAUCGAGUUAUCCAAGAAAACUGCACUUGCUGAUGCUUUGAAUAAAAAUCUUGAUGGUCUGAAACUAAAAUACGACAUUCUAAAGGCCGAGAAUGACGGACUCAAUGCUAAGCUACAGACACUUGUUGCCGAACAACAAUCUCAAGAGGAUCAUAUUGAAGAUCUUGAACACAAUUUGCAAAGAGUAGAGUUUGAGAACAAGCAGCUUAUUUCGGGGGCUGAUAGUGCAAAGAAGCUAAUGGAUGAGCUAAAGUUGAGGUCUGAUGAGUUACAGAAAGAGGUCCACAUGCAGGAGGUUGUGAUAUCUGAUAUGGCUGAGGAAAAAAGGGAAGCUAUAAGACAGCUUUGUUUCUCGCUCGACUACUUCAGAUUUGCCUAUGAAGAUCUUCGAAGUGCAUAUGUCGUUCGUAAACGUCCUGUGGCUGUGGUGCCAUAA
Messenger RNA from Striga hermonthica, 1578 nucleotides. The record is from the annotation of a GenBank genome assembly. Lineage: Eukaryota; Viridiplantae; Streptophyta; Magnoliopsida; Lamiales; Orobanchaceae.